Penicillium taxi is the source of this 894-nucleotide messenger RNA. RefSeq lists its product as uncharacterized. Bases 1 to 894 code for a protein of 297 amino acids. NCBI's taxonomy places the organism in Eukaryota, Fungi, Ascomycota, Eurotiomycetes, Eurotiales, Aspergillaceae. The transcript has a single exon. The record is from RefSeq and is a predicted model, not a curated record.
AUGAAGGUCUUCAAUAUUUUCCGGGAUGUCUGCCCAGGUUGGGCUCUUGAGUUGAUGUUCGGAGAGAUCAAAGGCUUCAAGCCUUCACAAAACUACAGUAAAGAAGAGAUGCGCAAUCGCGUUUUCCAGUAUGGUAAGGGCCUUCAGUGUCCCGCCUCCACAUUUGCCAACAUCAUUACCCGAGAGCAUCUGCUUCGAGAAUCCGUGCAAGAAGAGGAAUUUCUUAUCACGAUGCGUGAGCUAUUUCUUGAGAUAAUCCACGAUUUCGGAAGGGAAAAACCUGACCUCCGGAAUACUGCCUGUGAGCUUGUAAGGCUUUUCAAGAGAAAUGUUGAAGAUAUUGAGCGAGAAAUCGAAAAGGCAAAAGCAGCAAUAUACCAGAGGGAGUGGCAGCUCUAUCAUGCUGAGAUGCGUCUCCCUCGACAGCCUUUGAAGGAUAUGUACGAGGAAAUACGAGAGGAUCCAGCUUGGUAUCUUCAGAAGGAUCUCAUCGCUCAAUGUAUGAGAAAUGGCGGAUGCUGCAGCCGAGGCUGCAAUUGCUGUGAGAAUCGUCUUUGGAACAGUGAAAGAAGCAAGGGAGUCGGGCAUUGCACAGGCCGGUGCCAAUGUUGUAGGGAAUCCCAGGGUAGAUGUGGUUCAUUCAAGCAUCAAGAAAAGCCUGGAAAAGAUGGUGGAGGAGAUGAUAAAGAAAAUGGAUAUCGUGACCGAUAUAAUGAGCGUGAUAUUUUGAUACAGGCUCUUGAGUGCCCCGAUCCAGCGUGUCUCCUGAAGAUGAUAGAAAUUCACUUUUCAAAGUUGAGACGCCCUCUUAUUACGGCAAGAGUCAAAGGGAGGUUGAACCCAUUCAAAAGAUUGUUUAAAUUCGGCCACUCGAAGCUGCCUAGGGUUUGGUGA